AUCAUUGUAUGAGUAUAGUCUUCUAUUGGACUUUCAAUUAUGAAGCAAAGCACACACUUCUUUUACUUUUCAUGUUUAUUGAAGGUGACAGUUGAACUUGGAGUUUUAGUAGGAACUUUGAAUCUGCUCUUAUUAAGCUCCCUUUUCUGGGCCGGAGAAAGUUCCAGAAAGUCAAUAUGCCAGCUGUUUAUUUAUUUGGUCUUUCUUGGACACAAGCUCCCUCAGUGGAUGUUCUCUGCUCAUGCAUGAUGUCAAACGUUUGUUUCUAUAAAGAUUCAAAAUUUUGUCCUCCACUGUUUCACCUCAACAUUAUUCACCAUUUUUUACUCUCUGCUGAAGAAAUUCAAUAUGUUGAAUGCCUACGUAAUCUGGUUUUUCUUUUGCGUCUGAGUAUGUACUACUUGGCCCUCUUGAGCUGGGGGAUUUUGAAGAUGUUGGACACGAUGGAAGGCACGAAUUUUGACAUUGUUAUAGAUGAAUUUGAGGCUAUGACUAAAGACGCCAAAAGGGUUCAAGAAGAGACCUUGAAGAAGAUCUUGGAAGAGAAUGCUGAGGCGGAGUACUUGCAGAAUUCGGGGCUUAAGGGAAAAACUGAUCUCGAGAGCUUCAAGACUCAUUUUCCUCUUGUUACUCACAAGGAAUUGGAGUCUUACAUCCAGAGGAUUGCGGACGGUGAUUCGUCCCCGAUCCUCACCGGAAAACCUAUAACCACGAUAUCAUUAAGUUCUGGUACCACUCAGGGAAAGCCGAAAUAUGUACCCUUCAAUGAUGAGCUUGUGGAGUCAACUAUGCAAAUAUACAGAACCUCUUUUGCCUUUCGAAACAGAGUAUACCCUAUUGGGAGUGGAAAGGCUUUACAGUUCAUUUAUAGCAGCAAGCAGUUUAAAACCAAAGGUGGCCUGGUGGCUGGUACUGCCACAACUAAUGUGUUUCGAAGCGCACAGUUCAAAAGUACUAUGAGGGCAAUGCAGUCUCUUUGUUGCAGUCCAGAUGAGGUGAUUUUCGGUCCUGAUUUCCACCAAUCCUUAUAUUGCCAUCUCUUGUGCGGGCUUAUCUUCCGCAACGAAGUCCAGUAUGUGUCCUCCACAUUUGCUCAUAGCAUCGUCCAUGCAUUUCGAACCUUCGAAUUAGUUUGGCAAGAACUGUGCAAUGAUAUGAGGUGCGGGGACCUAACUAGUCAAGUCACUGUUCCAUCCAUCCGAGCGGCUAUGUCAAAAUUGCUUAAGCCAGACCCUGAGUUGGCUGAUCUCAUAUACAGUAAAUGCUCCCGGUUGAGUAAUUGGUAUGGAGUAAUACAGGAGCUUUUUCCAAAUGCCAAGUACAUUUAUGGGAUUAUGACUGGGUCAAUGGAGCCGUAUGUAAAGAAACUGAGGCACUAUGCUGGGGAUCUGCCUUUAUUAAGUGCAGAUUAUGGAUCGUCUGAAGGAUGGAUUGGAGCUAACGUAAAUCCUAAGUUGCCGCCGGAGUUGGCUUCUUUUGCCGUUCUUCCUAACAUUGGCUACUUUGAAUUUAUCCCUCUCAGGGAGAUGACUGAACUCUCAGGCCAAGACAACGAAUCAUCCACUUUGCUUUGUGUCGAUCCAAAGCCAGUGGGUCUGACUGAAGUCAAGGUUGGUGAGGAGUAUGAGAUUAUUGUCACCAAUUUUGCAGGGCUGUAUCGAUACAGGCUAGGAGACGUGGUGAAGGUCGUGGGAUUUCACAACUCCACCCCUGAACUCCAAUUUAUCUGCCGAAGAAAUCUCUUGCUUACUGUCAACAUUGACAAGAACACUGAGAAAGACUUGCAGUUAUCCGUCGAAGCAGCAGCCAAGUUACUGGUAAAAGAAACGCUCGAAGUCAUAGAUUUCACCAGCCACGUGGAUUUCUCGACGGACCCAGGUCACUACGUGAUAUUCUGGGAGAUGAAUGGUCAAGCCAGCGAUGAGAUCUUGAGAGAAUGCUGCAACUGUUUGGACCGCUCGUUUAUCGAUGCAGGGUAUGUUGGCGCGCGCAAAGUGGGCGCGAUAGGGGCCCUUGAACUCCGAGUUGUCCGGAGAGGUACGUUCCAGAAGAUCCUAGACUAUUACAUAGGAUUAGGAGCCGCUGUUAGCCAAUUCAAAACCCCGAGAUGUAUAGGGCCUAGCAACAGCAUGGUCUUGCAGAUAUUGUGUGACGAAGUCGCCAACAGUUACUUCAGUACAGCUUUUUGAUUGGGAAUUAUUGAUAAAUCAGGUUGUUUUAAA
This is a messenger RNA of Syzygium oleosum, 2222 nucleotides long. RefSeq names its product jasmonoyl--L-amino acid synthetase JAR4-like. The record is from RefSeq and is a predicted model, not a curated record. Gene Ontology annotation, cellular component: cytoplasm. The transcript is spliced from 5 exons. NCBI's taxonomy places the organism in Eukaryota, Viridiplantae, Streptophyta, Magnoliopsida, Myrtales, Myrtaceae. Gene Ontology annotation, molecular function: acid-amino acid ligase activity. Bases 177 to 2189 code for a protein of 670 amino acids.